AUGACGGAUGAAGAGCGUCGGGUGAUCAAUAUGCCCUUGCACGACAUUGAAAUCCAUAUCACCGGCAACACCUCUGUCCAGAAGUUCAUUGCCAGUAUUAUUCGUCGUCAGAGAUACUGUCUGGCCAUGCUCAUCCAGUCGCGUGGUCGUACGCCUGUUGCCUCUGUCAGCAAAUGCGCGACUACUUCCACUCCUCGUUUCUGCCAGUGCACUCGUAUUCCCACUUUCUAG
Colletotrichum truncatum is the source of this 231-nucleotide messenger RNA. RefSeq lists its product as uncharacterized. Lineage: Eukaryota; Fungi; Ascomycota; Sordariomycetes; Glomerellales; Glomerellaceae. The record is from RefSeq and is a predicted model, not a curated record.